This is a messenger RNA of Prunus armeniaca (apricot), 231 nucleotides long. The record is from the annotation of a GenBank genome assembly. NCBI's taxonomy places the organism in Eukaryota, Viridiplantae, Streptophyta, Magnoliopsida, Rosales, Rosaceae.
AUGGGUAGGCAGAAUCAAGCAAUAAGAACUUCAAGGAGCGAAGCAACUGGCAUGACCCCAUAUGCUUUAACUUAUGGCCAUGAUGCAAUUCUACCUAUCGAAAUAGCAGUCCAGUCUCUCAGAAUUGCUCAUCAACACAAUCUGGUUGGAAAAGACUUCUCUCAAGCCAUGCUGCUAGAACUGGAAGGAUUGGAUGCAAGUAGGAUUGAUACCCUACAACAAGAGAGUUAA